This is a messenger RNA of Apodemus sylvaticus (European woodmouse), 2600 nucleotides long. RefSeq names its product zinc finger protein 683 (gene Znf683). Gene Ontology annotation, cellular component: cytoplasm; nucleus. Gene Ontology annotation, biological process: regulation of transcription by RNA polymerase II; cell fate commitment. The transcript has 5 exons. The record is from RefSeq and is a predicted model, not a curated record. NCBI's taxonomy places the organism in Eukaryota, Metazoa, Chordata, Mammalia, Rodentia, Muridae. The coding region runs from base 91 to 1716 and encodes 541 amino acids. Gene Ontology annotation, molecular function: histone deacetylase binding; DNA-binding transcription factor activity; RNA polymerase II cis-regulatory region sequence-specific DNA binding.
AGGCAGCCAGGACCACAGCCAAAACUCAUACCCCGAGUCUGAGUGGUGGUUGUGGUAAAUGUGCCCCUAGUACCAUCGCUAGGGAAACAGAUGAAGGAGGACCAGGGAGUUGAAGGCCAGCCUCAGCUAUGGGAGACCCUGUUUCAAAAAGAGGAAAAAAAAUCCAAAAGAGAAGAUCGUGCCCUAGGACCUAAGGGGCCUUGGCAUCCUGCCCGGAACCCCUCUCUUUCUUUCCUGGAAGUCUAUUUAAGACAACUUCAAAUGCAUUGCAUCUUCCUGUCAACUCUCUCACCCACUGGGGCCUCAGAUACAAGCACCGCUGCCAGCCUGCCCGACGGAACCUGCCCUGCCGCCCUGCCCGACGCUGCUGGGAAGAGCCCGCAUGGCCCCCUGGUGAUGCCUCAGGUCCGCUCAGCCAAUACUUCCCAGCCACUUCCAGACACAGUGGAUGCUCAUGACUUACCCUGGAGCGAGAGGAUGUGCCCCUUACCCCUGGCACCAGCUAAGUCUUCCUGGCUGCCCUGUCCCGAAGGCCCGGGCCUAUACCGGUGUGCCCUGCAGAAGACACCCCUAGGCAGAGCCCCACAGGAUCUCAGAGAGGACGACGCCUCAAACAUUAGACACCAGCCACCAAGCCUCUACAAAGCCUCUACCGACAGCGAGAAACUCACAACCAAGGACCCGCCAAACAGAGAGGAGAUGGGAAACCGGCCAGAAACAGGAGGCAUCUACUCACUCCUCCCUCCUCUUCCUAGCUCCUUCCAAGAUGCCAGGCUGGAUGGAAAGAGCCUUAGUCCCUUGACCUUCUGGCCCUGGCUUCCUCCCACUCUCAUCUCCAAGGAACCCCCUACCUACAUCUACCCCAUCGUUCCUGGGUACCCACUUCUGCCUCUCUCUUACCUAUUGACUUAUGGGGCCCUACCCUCUGCCCAAUGCCCGUACCUCUUCAUGCUGCCCCCAGAGUCCACAUACCCCACAGUGGCUGGGCCCAGCUUGCUUAGGACAGCCAAUGGGCCUGGACCCUGUGUCCCCCAAGAGAAGACCCUGCUUCUCUACACAGGAGCUUUUCAGAGUGCUGGCCACACCCUGCACUCCCAGGUUGGGAGUCGGAGCUCUGGAGAUGCCUGGACCCCAGGACAAGCUGGUGUGGCAGCUCCGGCAAGGCGGGCUGUGCCAGGCUCCCGGGCAGGUGCCAUAGCCCUGCCCUACCCUCUGAAGAAAGAGAAUGGGAAAAUCUUAUACGAGUGUAACGUGUGUGGCAAGAACUUUGGGCAACUCUCCAACCUCAAGGUCCACCUACGCGUACACAGUGGGGAGCGCCCGUUCCAGUGUGCCCUGUGUCACAAGCGCUUCACCCAGCUGGCCCACCUGCAAAAGCACCACCUGGUGCACACCGGGGAGCGGCCCCACCAGUGCCAGGCGUGCCACAAGCGCUUCAGUAGCUCCAGCAAUCUCAAGACCCACCUUCGCCUGCACUCAGGGGCCAGGCCCUUCCAGUGCAGUCUCUGUCCAGGUCGCCUCACACCGAAUAUCUACCCUAAGCGGCACCACAGACUGCAGGCUCCUCAGCUCCGGGGCCUGGCCCACGCCCACCUGCCCGUCGCCUCUCUCACCUGCCUUACCCAGUGGCACCAAGGAGCACUAGAUCUUGUGGACGAGGAGAAGAUGGACAAGGCGUCCUCAGAAUCCAAGGCGAAGCAGGGGCAGCCAGCUUGAGCGGUGGUGCCGGGAUUUGUGUGGGGGCAGAGUGUUGGCAAUGAAAAGAUGGUCUCGGUGCUGAGUCAAGACCUCCUGAGUGUCUCCAGGGGAGGUCCUACCACAUCCCACCUGUCACCUGGAAACUGCAGGGCACACAGCCCAUGUCCAGGCGGGUCCAUGCAGCCAUGUGCCUCAGGCUGGGUUUGGGCUCCGCUCUCUUGUUUGUGACUUAUCUGGAACUGAGUUCUCCAUCUCAACCAGUGGACAGUGCUACUUCUCAGGACCAGAUGUAGGCAGAGUGUGCUCGGCAGGAGGAGGGACAGCAGGGGCAGGAGGACCUCGGCCGUGAGAUUAUCAUCAGACACUUUAGUUGCCCGGUCUGAUGGACUGGGCAUCUUUAAGUAACUGGAGAAUGAAGCAGGAAUGGAUUUGUACGUUGGCCAGUCACAGGAUAUGUUGCAUUACUUCCGGGGCACGUUCCCCAGCACCUCCCACUGGUCUGUGGGUUCCUGCCUACCGCUUUCUAAUUGCAGUUCCUUCUUCAGCCAAAGGAGAGGUCAGCUGGUAUUACCUCCCAUGAUCCGGUGGGAUGCAACUCUCUCCCGGGAUGGGGGUGAAAAAAAGAGACAUAAGCUAUUCCCUGUCCGGCUAGAUGGCUCAGCGGUUAAGAGCACUGACUGUGGUUAACUGCUCAGAAGUUAAGAGUUCAAUUCCCAGCAACCACACGGUGGCUCACAACCAUCUGUAACGGGAUCUGAUGCCCUCUUCUGGUGCGUCUGAAGAGAGCGACAGUGUACUCACAUACAUAAAAUAAAUAGGUCUUUAAAAAAAGAUAUUCCUGCCCUCUCAUGACCCAGAAUCAUGAUGUCCCCUGUGUAUCAGGACCAGAGGGCAAGGGGCGU